Cheilinus undulatus (humphead wrasse) is the source of this 3354-nucleotide messenger RNA. RefSeq names its product B-cell receptor CD22-like. Bases 191 to 2299 code for a protein of 702 amino acids. NCBI's taxonomy places the organism in Eukaryota, Metazoa, Chordata, Actinopteri, Labriformes, Labridae. The record is from RefSeq and is a predicted model, not a curated record. The transcript is spliced from 9 exons.
CUGACACGCACGAUAUACAUAAGCAGCAAAACACACUCCCAGUCUGAAACGGGCAUGAGACUCUGGUGUGCGUGUGCAGUUUGAAAACAUGGCGAGAGAGAGCGCGCGAGAGCGAAAAAGCGAGAGAGCGAGAGCGACAGAGUGAGAGAUUGUACACAAAGGCGCUCUGUGUCAAGAGCAUCAGACCUUUAUGCCAUCAACGUUAAAAGUUCUGAAGGGAUCCUGUGUGACCAUCCCCUGCUCCUUUCAAAUACCAAAUAAUGAAAAUCCAGACUUAGAUGGCACAUGUAUAGCAAUAUGGUAUUACAGGAAGAAUGGCGCUUUUACAGAAGUGUUUCGUAGCAGUGAUCCACAAAACAGUGAAAUAAAGGGAAAUUUUACAGGUAACUUGUUGAAAAAAGACUGCACCACAACCCUGUAUAACCUGCAAUCUCAAAACAGCAGAGGUUAUAGGUUCAGACUGAACUGUGAUGUGCUGAGAUGGAAUUUUGACCAUCAAACAUCUGAAAUUUCAGUUGAAGAUAAUCCUCACAGACCCACUCUGACUCCGCCCACACUGAAGGUGAAAGAGGGAACCUCAGUGAGUCUGGAGUGCUCUGCUCCAGCUACCUGUCUGUUCCUUCCUCCAAACCUGACAUGGACCCCCGGUCUGGGUGAAGCUCAGGAGACGCUGCAGGAGAACCAGGACAAAACUAAAGUCAAGAUCUCAGUGCUGAACUUCACAGCAUCACACCUCCAUGAUGGACAGGAAAUCUCCUGUACUGCUGUCUACGGCAAACAAGAUGGCAGCACUGAGUCAUCUGUGAACACCAGUUUAACAGCUGAGAUUACAUAUUCACCCAAAGACACCACUGUGUCAGUCAGUCCCUCUGGUCCAGUACAAGAAGACAGCAAUGUGACUCUGACAUGCAGCAGCAGAGCCAACCCAGCUGUAAAGAACUACACCUGGUACAGAGCUGAUGAAGGCCAGGAGACUUUAGUGGGGACUGGACCUGUCUUACACUUUAAAGCUUCGAAAGACAGCGGUCCUUUUGUCUGCCAGGCUGAAAAUGAAGAGGGAGCAGGAUGUUCAAACAGCACACAGAUAGAUGUUCAGUAUUCACCCAAAGACACCACUGUGUCAGUCAGUCCCACUGGUCCAGUUCAAGAAGGCAGCAUUCUGACUCUGGCAUGCAGUAGUAGUGCAAACCCAGCUGUAAAGAACUACACCUGGUACAGAGCUCAUGGGGGGCAGGAGUCUUUUAUUGGAACUGGACGUGUUUUAAACAUGAAAGCCUCUAGAGACAGUCCCUCUUUUUUCUGCAAGGCUGAAAAUGAGAUGGGAUCUGGGCAAUCAAACAUUAGUCAAAUUGAAGUACAAUUUGCUCCGCAGAUCCUGUCCUCAUCUGACUGCACCAGAACUGUGAACCAGGUUAACUGUUCCUGUGAGGCUAUAGGGAAUCCUGCACCAUCUUUACAAUGGACUUUGGAUGGGUUACCCAUCAAUCACUCAGAUAAAUCUACAAUCAAAAAUGGACAUCUUAAUGGCAUAUGCGUGAGCUUCAUUACCAUGAGUCAAACACAAUGGAAGGAUCAGUUCACUUUGCUUUGUGGCAGCUCAAACUCUCUGGGAUCUGAUUCUCAGAGAUUUCUCUUCUAUAGUCUUGAAGCUGAAACAGCCGUGGAAAGUCAAGGGCAUGUAAUCUUGCCAGUCUUCAUUGCCACGAUUGUUGGACUACUAGUGCUAGUAUGUGCACUACUAGUGCUAGUGUGUAUUCUUCUCCGUGUAAUCAGGGCUCAGAAGAUUCCUCACAAUCUGCUUCAGGCCUCAGAUAACACCAGCACAGUGGCUGAAGACCAGCUUCCACCUAGUGGAGAAGGAAAUGAGGAGCCUAUCAAAGCAGAAGAGGCCAUUUACGCUAACUCCAACAUGCUGAAGAAGCCACAUGUCACUAAACCUUCAAACACCUCUGCAACAAACAGCACCAACCUACCAAGCUCUGCCAAAAACGGGAAAGAAGAUGCCGGUAAAAGCUCAGAAGAGAAAAACGAGAAAAGCAAAGAUCUGGUUUAUACAACCGUAACUUGGAGAGGCAAGGGACAGAAGGAAAUAAAAGACCCUGGGGACACAAAUCUGUCCGGUAGUUCCAAACAGCAAGAGGUGAAGUGCACAGAGGGGGGGAUAUGCAGAGAUUCUGUGAGCAACGCAGUGGAGAUGGGAAAUAUUUAUGACAACGUGGAGCCUGGGAGUAUUAGAAAGGAAACUCAAUGUGAAUAUGCCCAGGUCAAAUUUAAAGACAAAGGUGAUUUACAGAAAUAGUUAACUGGUGUAUUACUUUGCUGAAUCCAGAAAAGUGUUUUAAUGCCAUUUUCUGUUGUACAUACAAAUUCUACAUGUCUUCUUGUUUGUAAUUGGGGCUCAGAUUAUACGUUUUCAGCAUAGUCACAACUCAAAAUUAAGGCCCAUCGGCCCCAAACACCUGUAAUUUUUAUCUCGUGUAGUAUGUCAGAGUGAAUGACAAGAACAUGUCUGGGACACCUCACUACAACCCAACAUCAGUAACAUUUACAUAGCAGUCAUAAAUUUAAACAAACAAAAUGGCUAAGGAAAAAAAGGUGAUGAAGAUGGUGCUGUUAGAUGGCACUACUACUAUUUAUAUUAGCCCUACCAGUUUAUAGUGCACAGCCAACAUUUUAAACAAAAGUUGAGUCUUACUGACAGGACUUAAUGAAAAGUUCCAAGUCACUUCAUUAUCAACAAAAAUUAAGACAUUCCUGGAGAUGCUAAUGGCACAUGACAUAUAAGAUAAGGAUAUGUUUUAUUGUUGAGGGCUCAAAUUUUGGUUUAUUCUAAGACUAAGGUUAACUGCUGUGCAUUUUACUCUUCCUGGGUCUGCAAGAGCUGUAGUUUGUCUCUUAUAGGAUACUGUGCUUAAUGUGCUUAAUAAUAUACUGACAAAUAAACACUGCAGCACAGAGCUAAAGCCAACAUGUUUCUCAAUGCUUUUACUCUCAAAUCCCCUUGCAUCUAUAAACCAACUCUAAAAUACAAAUCUUUUUAUUAUAAACAUUAUAAGCACAUAAAGUUAUGACAAGAAAUUGACAAAAGUCUGUGUUACCAAGCUUUCUUAAGUGCUAUUGGAACACAGAAAAGGUCUUGGGUUCAAGUUUUUUAAGAUCAUGAAAAAAUCUUUGAAACACAGGAAUUUAGUUGUAAGUCUAUUGUUAUAAUAACUUUAACAUUGCUCACAUUUUACUUCCCAGGCUGUACACUGUAAAAAGCAACAUCCAUUUUACUCAUAAACAUUGAGUUGAAAUUACUCAGUUCUUCUUAACCUGUUCUAAAUACUUAUUAUAAACAAGUUAAUUGUACUU